Messenger RNA from Olea europaea var. sylvestris, 2583 nucleotides. Its product is annotated as mannosyl-oligosaccharide 1,2-alpha-mannosidase MNS3-like. Gene Ontology annotation, molecular function: calcium ion binding; mannosyl-oligosaccharide 1,2-alpha-mannosidase activity. Bases 300 to 2231 code for a protein of 643 amino acids. NCBI's taxonomy places the organism in Eukaryota, Viridiplantae, Streptophyta, Magnoliopsida, Lamiales, Oleaceae. The record is from RefSeq and is a predicted model, not a curated record. Gene Ontology annotation, cellular component: trans-Golgi network; endoplasmic reticulum; membrane. The transcript has 6 exons. Gene Ontology annotation, biological process: N-glycan processing; carbohydrate metabolic process.
GACGAUAAGCCGGUUGAUUUUAGAGAACAUCUUUCCUCGUCAUUAACAGUAUAUGCAUAUAUAAACAAAUCCGAAGAUCAAACGCCUGUACACGAACAGACGGUCACGCUUUAUGGUUCUGAACACAAAUCAACAUUUCCGUUUUCUCUGAUUUCUCGCAAUUCCAAAUAGAUUCCCCGAGGAGUCAUCAAAUUCUGUCCCUAUAUUUUCGCACAAUCACCCAAUUACAAGACCAAGGCACACAGAUACCGUAUAAUUGAAUUUCGGAUUUCAAUAGCUGAAAUUGGAUUAAAGAGAGCAUGUCGAAAUCGUUACCCUAUUCAAUGAAAGAUGUACACUAUGAUAACGCUAAGUUUCGCCAGCGAUCCUUCUUCAAGGUCAUUACUCAGAAUAUGUUAACUAGUAAUCGCAAACGUGAAUGUGUAAAAUGUACCACGGGAAAGUUUCUUACGUUGCUAAUGAUUUGCGGUUUAGCAUACCUCAUGCUGACACGCAUGAGUUCUAUUCAUCCUUCUACUGAUAGCACUGCUAAAAAUGCUGGGGAUCAGCAAGGAGAAAAGCUCAUUGCGGAUGGAAGUGGUAGAUUAGGAAGAUUAUGGAGAAAGCCACCAAGGCUUCCUCCAUUGUUAACGCCAGAUGAAAUCACUAGUAGAAAUAGAACGAUUCAUAAGUCCGGCAAUUUAAAUGUGGAACUCGACUGGAAUGCCCGGCAACAAAGGGUGAAAGAGGCCUUUAUCCAUGCAUGGUUGGGCUAUAAAAACUAUGCAAUGGGCUAUGAUGAACUUAUGCCACUGAGUCAUAGAGGAGUUGACGGGUUAGGGGGUCUGGGUGCAACCAUUAUAGAUGCUCUUGACACGGCCAUGAUAAUGGGAGCUGACGAAGUUAUUAAUGAAGCUGGCUCAUGGAUUGAAAAAAUUCUUCCCGAGAGGAUUGAUGGAAAAGGUCAAGUAAAUUUAUUUGAAACUACCAUACGCAUUAUGGGUGGUCUUUUAAGUGCUUAUCAUUUAAGUGGGGGUGAACAAGGUAGUAAUGCUUCACAAAAUGGAACUAAACCAGUUGUCUAUCUGGAAAAUGCUAGGAAAUUGGCUGAUCAUCUGCUAAUUGCUUUUACAUCAAGUCCUUCCGCCAUUCCCUUCAGUGAUGUGGUUCUACACGACCGCUCUGCCCAUCCUGCUCCUGAUGGCCUUAGUAGCACUUCUGAAGUUUCUACUUUACAGCUUGAGUUCAAUUAUCUGAGUUCUUUAACUGGUGAUCCAAAGUAUAGUUUGGAAUCUAUGAAGGUCUUGGAACACCUGAAGACUCUGCCAAAGGUGGAGGGACUGGUGCCUAUAUACAUAAGCCCUCAUUCUGGUGAGUUUAGUGGAGAGAACAUUAGACUUGGAUCUCGUGGUGACAGCUACUAUGAGUACCUCAUUAAAGUCUGGCUUCAGAAUCAGGGAAGUAAUUUGACAUACUUGCACAAUAUGUAUGAGGAAUCAAUUAAAGGAGUCAAGCACCUUCUUGUUCGGAAAUCUGUGCCCAACGGAUUGGUUUUUGUGGGAGAAUUGCCUUAUGGGCCUCAAGGUUCUUUCAGUCCCAAAAUGGAUCACCUGGUAUGUUUUCUACCUGGAACUCUUGCACUUGGUGCAACAAAGGGCAUUACGAAGGAAAAGGCUAUGAGAGAAAACUUGCUCUCAUUUGAAGACCUAGAAAAUUUGAAGCUUGCAGAAGAUCUGGCUAUGACAUGUGUUGAGAUGUAUUCAGUAACUUCUACUGGUCUUGCUCCGGAAAUAGCCUACUUCAACAUGGAGGGAGAAAGUGAUAGUGGUCCUGGUGGUGGCAACAAGGAUUCUAAAUAUGCUAAAGACAUAAUUAUAAAACCUGCUGAUCAUCACAAUCUUCUGCGUCCAGAAACCGUUGAAUCAUUGUUCUUCUUGUUCCGCAUCACAGAAGAUCCAAAAUAUCGUGAGUGGGGUUGGGAAAUCUUUGAGGCUUUUGAGAAGUACACAAAGGUUGAUUCUGGAGGUUACAGUUCACUGGACGACGUUACGACAGUUCCUCCACAAAGAAGAGACAAGAUGGAGACCUUUUUCUUGGGUGAAACUCUAAAAUAUUUGUAUUUAUUGUUUGGAGACACAAAUGUUCUUGCUUUAGAUGAGUAUGUAUUUAACUCAGAAGCUCAUCCAUUUCCUAUUCACGGCGGCAGUAGAAAGCAUCGAGGCUUUCAGCAAGACAAAUCAAUUUUGAGCUAAAGAAUGCAGACAUUUCAAAUCCAAUUUUGGCCGGCUCAGGAAGCCUGGCUAUGAGUUGAGAAGUUCAAAGGUGACCUGAUUCCUGCUUUGUUCAGCAACCUCUCAUUGGGUUUACGAACAUUCAUGGAUGGAAAUUUACAUUCGGAUUCUUGAUUAUCACUGCCAACAGAUUGUUCAAAUUUUGUAUCACAGUUAUUAUUACAGAAACUGCUUGAGUUAUUCAAUUGGAUAGAGUUUUACACCUUGGUUGAAAGGCAACCAUGUAAUUGAUAUAAUACCAGUUUUCAGAUAUGAUUCUUACCUUUAGAAAUUCCAUUAGUGGAUCUUUAUAAGAUAAAAUUCAUUUGAAGCA